GCACUGUUCGGCAGUCGUUAGAAAAUCGUUCGUGUAGUCAGUCAUCGAGUUCACCACACGCCCGGCACAUGAUUAUUUUCGGCGCGCGCCAUAUAAUUUACUAGUAUAAUUUAUUAUAAAUCAUUUUUACAAAGUGCAUACGAUCAACAAUUUAUUUUAUACUAACAUUUUAUCUUAGUCGACAAUUUUUUUACAUUUUAUAUUAGUAUAAUUGUACAAAAAAGUAAAAUUUAUUUGAUACUAUUUAACGCGAGAACACGCGCAAUACAUGUGACUGCUUCAGAUUACAUUUGGACGUAAUAUUUGUACAAUUUUUUUCUAUUGCAAUUGCCAAGAAUUACGCUCGUCUCGUUUUCUAAUUGUUGUUGUUGAUGUUGUAUACGAAUUAUUUCGGCCGCCGGAUUAUUGUAAUAUAGUUUAAUCAAGUUAACGUAGAAAUUUAUUUUUCUAAAAGUAUAAUAUAAUAACCGCCGUUUCUCUGACAUUAACGUGGUAUGCCAUCAACUAUGUUCGCCGACAUGGAAUUCUCAAACAAUCAUCACAGUAAGGUGAUCGAAGACACUCGGGCCUUGCAAGUAGCCCUGGAGCUCAGCAUGUUGUACAUGAACGGUGAGCAGCGUCAAAAAUCGGACGUCGUCCCCAUGUCUGGUGGAAAUUCGGCCAUCGCGGAUUCCUCGUCGAUGGUCUCUCCCAAUUACAUUCCAAACGGUUUCCCUGAAGAAUCGAGAAACAAGAAAAGCCAAAACAUGACCGAAUGCGUACCCGUACCCAGUUCCGAGCACGUGGCCGAAAUCGUUGGAAGACAAGGCUGCAAGAUCAAGGCCCUGCGCGCCAAAACAAACACGUACAUUAAAACUCCUGUACGCGGCGAAGAACCAGUAUUUGUGGUGACUGGACGUAAAGAAGACGUAGCCAAAGCAAAGAAAGAAAUACUGUCAGCGGCUGAACAUUUUUCACAAAUAAGAGCUUCUCGCAAGAAUUUGGCUGGUACCCUAUCGCCACCAGGCCCACCUAGUGUUCCUGGACAAGUUACAAUUCAGGUUAGAGUACCUUACAGAGUAGUGGGUCUGGUUGUUGGUCCAAAAGGUGCCACUAUCAAACGUAUCCAACAUCAAACUGGUACAUAUAUUGUAACACCAUCACGUGACAAGGAACCUGUAUUUGAUGUCACUGGCUUCCCUGAUAGUGUUGAAACUGCCAAACGUGAAAUUGAAGCUCAUAUUGCUUUACGGACAGGCAAUGGUUUGAUGGAUGAUGAAAACGGUGUUGCCCUUGCUGCCUUGUGCAAAGCUAAUCCUCUUGCUGGUUUAUUUGAUCUUACAGACUCCAUGGGCCCAGCUAUUUUAUCCGGGAGUUCAGGAUGUAGUUCGGGAUCAGUAAGUUCAUGUGGGUCUGGGAUUUCUGCACUUGGCGAUUUGGGUAAUAUUUGGUCAGAUGAAGGUAUUGGCGGAGAGUCUCCAUCUUUUGAAAAUGUUGGUUUGUGGGGCUUUAUGGGAUCUUCCAGGCCUUCACCAGCCAGUUCAACUUCACCUCCACCAUCAAAAAAGACUUGCUUUGUGUGUCAUAUGAGAGACAUUGAUGCAGCACUAGUACCAUGUGGUCAUAAUUUGUUCUGUUUGGACUGUGCAUCUAAUGCUUGCGACUCAAAUGGUGUUUCUAGUUGUCCGGUAUGUAAAAUGCCGGCCCGCCAGGCUAUUCGCAUAAUCUCCUAAACAUAUUAUAUAUAUAUAGUACCAUAAAUAAAUCCCUUUUAUUUAGUACCUAAAUGAUUCCUAAAAACAAAUCCAAAACAACUAGUAUUAAAGUUAGAUUAUAGAUUAAAUUACAUUAUAUAUUGCUCUAUUUAGUGGAACAAAAAAAGGGAUUCAAUCAAAGGCUGAUUGAUUUAACUGACGAACAUUACAAAACGAGUCAUUUUUAUUUAAUUAUUAUUAUUAAAUUAUUAUUCUUUUUUAAAGAAUUUUUUAUUAUUAUCCAUUUGGUUAUUGUGUAUUUUGUUGAUAAAAUAUGUUAUUUGUUUAAUUUUUUUCUCUAAAAUUGACUGACGAUCUCUAUGAGAAGUCGUUACUUAAAUGUUCUCAAAAGAAAACAUGACAUAAUUUUAAAUAUUGAUUUUGCCAGUGUUAGUGAUUAAUAAUUUAUUAUCAACAAUUUUUUUCUCUUUGAGUUUUUUUUUUUUAAUAGGUGUUAGAUUUAUAAAUGCAAUUACUGUAACAAAUGUUAAGAGUUUGUUUCGGUUUUAUUAACGACUGUGUAAGUUAUAAAUAAUAUUGUAUACUGACAUAUCCCUUGUUAAGUUUUUUUACAAAACAAUUUAAAGAAAUUAGCAGCACCUAAUCUCCAAUACUGUUGGAACUCGGUGCUAAAAUAUAAUUUUUUUUUUUUUAACAGUUUACUUAAAUUUUAACAAACACGUAUGCAAAGGAAAUAUAUAUACAUUUAUAUUAUAUAAAAAAUUCUUAAAAGCUUAAAGUUUUAUUCAUAUAAGCCAUGUUCAUUUUUAUUUAUUAUUUUUCUUACAUUAUAUUAUUAUUUCUUUUUUACUUAUUAAUACAACAUAAAGAUUUCUAUUUAAACAUAUAUAUAUAUUUUAUAAAAUAUUAAUGAAAAAAAAAAAACAAAAAAAAUUAUUUCACUCCGAAGCGGCACAUUUUAAUAGAACAGGUGUGGUGAUCGGG
This is a messenger RNA of Daktulosphaira vitifoliae (grape phylloxera), 2678 nucleotides long. RefSeq names its product RNA-binding E3 ubiquitin-protein ligase MEX3C. Gene Ontology annotation, molecular function: RNA binding. Bases 495 to 1712 code for a protein of 405 amino acids. Lineage: Eukaryota; Metazoa; Arthropoda; Insecta; Hemiptera; Phylloxeridae. The record is from RefSeq and is a predicted model, not a curated record. The transcript has 3 exons.